Pseudogymnoascus destructans is the source of this 1056-nucleotide messenger RNA. RefSeq lists its product as uncharacterized. The transcript has a single exon. The coding region runs from base 1 to 1056 and encodes 351 amino acids. The record is from RefSeq and is a predicted model, not a curated record. NCBI's taxonomy places the organism in Eukaryota, Fungi, Ascomycota, Leotiomycetes, Thelebolales, Thelebolaceae.
AUGUAUCGAAAUGGCCGCUGGGCUGUUGAUGCUGUGCCUCGAGAUGGCUUCCAACCCCACCCACGACCGGUGGAUUACCACGGUCGAGAACGCAGAUACACUACACCGUACCACCGCCAGUGCACACGCUUUGAUUCCGUAACCACUGAUAAUCGGUUAAAACGCAAAAACACCAAACGCCGCCCCCAUGCUGCCUAUUCCGUUGAGGGCUCGAACUCUAACGUUGCAUGCCCUCGGCUUCAGAACCCCGCCUCAUCGCUUGGCCCAGAUGCCGGAUGGUUGACGGAUGAAGAGGCGAGUAGGGGGGUGGACGCGUGCUUCAAGAAGAGGCAGAAUCAUGUCCAGGGACGGAUCUUGCGGAAGCUGCUGAAUCGCGAGCUGGCUUUCGACCAGGAAUCGCUAGACCGCAUCCGCUUCGCUGCGGACUACGUUCUCUUUGACGGCAUGCUCCGUGGAAAAGUCAAGUGGAGGUGGUCGAAGGAAGGUGAGGAGGGCUACGAGAAUGAGCUCCUGGGCUCGACGACGCCGCAGUAUUCACCAGAGACCGGUAUCGAGGCCUGGGUUGUGCUGUCGCGGCCCCUCCUGCUGUCCGGUAGGUACAGCCAGGACCUGCUCCUCUCGACGUUCCUCCACGAGAUGGUGCACUGCUACCUCUUCAUAUGCUGUGGCGACCGGGCUCAGAAGGACGGGGGGCACACGCCUGGAUUCCAACAGAUUGUGCAGCUCAUCAACGGCUGGACCGGGAACUCACGCCUGCGCCUCUGCAGCAUGAAGGCGGACCUGGACCACUUCACGGUCGGGUCGGAGGACUUGUCCUGCUGUCCUGUGGCGGAGGAUAUCGCCUACGAGCCGUCGUCUACCAGCCAGUAUGUGGACUUCGGCGACUGCACCUUUGUGUGCGGUUCGGGCCAACAUACGUUAUCAGGAAAUGGACAUCCGCUGCCAGGGUUCGAGGAGAUUCAUAGGAAUGUUUCUCUGCCCCCAUUGGCAUAUGUUAGCAUGCAAGAGCGGAUGAUGCAGGCGCUGGGUGGAUCGGUUACCAUGCCCAUCUGUUGA